AUGCGAUUUUCGUCUUUAACGAUAGAGCGUUGGUUGAUUGAUAGACUGGAUGGUCUAGAUUUGGUGGAGAUGACUCCGGUGCAAGAGGCCGUUGUCCCGCUGCUUUUAAAACAAAGAGAUGUUGUGGCUGAAGCCAUCACGGGCUCUGGUAAGACUUUGGCCUUUCUAGUGCCGAUUUUGCACAAUCUGUGCCGGAAGAAGCGCGAUGUCUCCCAGAAGAAGGGCCCGCGUGCUCUUGUAGUGGCUCCUACGCGGGAGCUGGCCCAGCAGAUUGAGAAAGUCGUGCUGGGCCUGUUAACAGGUGCUGAGGUAACUGUGCAGUGUGUAACUGGCGGGGCCCAAGUGGACGACAUUCUGGCCCAGAAAAUGUCGAAUGCGGCUGGAGAGACUCUCUGGCCGGACAUUCUGAUUGGCUCACCGGGCAAAGUUCUUGAUCUGUGCAAGGCUGCUGCCAUGCCGCUGCGCAAUGUCGAGCACUUUGUACUGGACGAAGCAGAUAAGAUGCUUUCCUUUGGGUUUCGUAAGGAGGUUGCUGAAAUGCUACGGCUCUUACCCCGGGCUAAACAAACAGCUGUCUUUUCAGCUACUAUCUCUGAGUAUGUCCACGAGUUGUCCCGGCUGGGAAUGCGCAGUCCUUUGUUUGUCUGUGUGAAGAGCCAAGGACGGCUCCCAGAGCGACUGGUUCUUUCGGGGCUAGAAGUCCCGGCGGACAAGAAGAUGGACGCCUUGCUGGCCGUGCUGCCAACAAUGGGCCAGAAGAGUCUGGUUUUCUUUGCCACUUGUGCGCAGGUUGAUUACUUCCACAGCCGGCUAGUGGCUCUGGCCGGCGGACCGGGUGUCUGGCAGCAAGUGGUGAAACUCCAUCGAAAGCUGCCGCAACAUGCUCGAGAGCGGGCGUAUGCUGAGUAUGCGGCCUUAGAUGCCGGAGUUCUACUAUGCACAGAUAUCUCGGCGCGCGGCCUGGACUUCCCGGGUGUUUCCGGUGUUUUGCACUUUGAUCUACCACAAGAUCCGGCCACGUUUGUUCAUCGCAGUGGGCGAACUGCACGCUACAACCAGGACGGCCGCUGUCUCUUCUUCUUCAUGCCCAACGAGGUCGGCUUUGCCGAAUUCCUACGCCUUCGCGGCAUGGAAGCUAAAAUCCAAAAGAACUGGGAAGACUGCUACACCACAAGCCCAACUGACUCAACCGGGCCACAAGUCCAUCCAACCCUCCUAGCCACUCUCACUGACACUACCAGCUCUCCUAUCCCUCUUAGUCCUCUUAGCCCUCCCAACUCAAUUCCUACCCCUCCCAACUCAACUCAAUCGGACACCACACAAACUAAGCCACCCAAAUACACCGAUGACUUAGAGGUGGUUGCAUUUGUGUCUUAUAUCCGCUCCUACAAAGAGCACGUGCUCAAACACAUUCUGAACUUCCGUGAGCUAGACUGGGCCGGUCUAGCUGAUCUGUACUGUUUGAAGCGACGGCCAACCCUACCCGAAAUGCGCGGUGUAGUGAUUCCUCGUCUCCCCGAGCCGGCCCCUCGAACCCCAGAAGAGCGCCGAGAAAGAAGAGCCCUUCUUCGAGCCCAGCGCGGUCCUCCAACUCCAGCCCAGGAAGCCACUACCAUUCCACCUCCAGCCAAUAUACCCAGUACCUACCAACCCAAGCCCGCAGUUAAGCGAAAGCGAAUGCCCGGCCGUAUUUUUGUUACCCGUCGCCGCUAA
Messenger RNA from Nematocida homosporus, 1713 nucleotides. RefSeq names its product ATP-dependent RNA helicase DDX55/SPB4. NCBI's taxonomy places the organism in Eukaryota, Fungi, Microsporidia. Bases 1 to 1713 code for a protein of 570 amino acids. Gene Ontology annotation, molecular function: ATP binding; nucleic acid binding. The transcript has a single exon. The record is from RefSeq and is a predicted model, not a curated record.